UGGCAGAAAAAGGGUUUUCAGUUUUUCUCCAUAGCCAAACCUACUUUUACUCUACCCCCGAUUCAUCCGCCAUUUUCGUCCAUUACCAAAAUAUUUGAAGCAAUAAAAGCAAAGAUGUUUGAACUAAGGUUGGUGCAAGGAAGCUUGUUGAAGAAAUUGAUAGAUGCCAUUAAAGACCUUGUUAAUGACGCCAAUUUCGACUGUUCUUCCUCCGGAUUCUCUCUUCAAGCAAUGGAUUCAAGCCAUGUUGCUCUCGUUUCGCUACUUCUUCGCUCUGAGGGAUUUGAGCAUUUUCGUUGCGAUCGUACUUUUUCCAUGGGUAUGAGCAUUGCUAAUUUGGCUAAAUUGCUGAAAUGUGCUUCCAAUGAUGAUAUUAUCACUAUCAAGGCUGAUGAUGGCACUGAUUCCGUAACGUUCAUGUUCGAAAGCCCCAAUCAAGACAAAAUAUCUGAUAUCGAGAUGAAACUGAUGGACAUCGAUAGUGAUCACCUUGGGAUCCCAGAUGCUGAAUAUGAUGCAAUCGUUCGAAUGCCAGGAUUGGAGUUCGCGAAUAUAUGUUCAAGUCUUUCCUCAAUUGGUGAUACUGUUACUAUCUCCGUGUCAAAACAAGGUGUGACUUUCUCUGCCAAAGGUGACAUUGGAUCAGGAAACAUUACUUGUAAACAAACUUCAUCAGAGAAGCCAGAGGAGUCCACCAUUAUUGAGAUGAAGGAGCCAAUUAUGCUGACCUUUGCCCUAAAGUAUAUGACUACCUUCACCAAAGCAACUUCUCUGUCUUCCCAAGUGACCAUCAGCUUAUCAUCUGAUAUGCCUGUUGUAGUGGAAUAUAAGAUUGCUGAAAUAGGGUAUAUAAGGUACUACUUGGCUCCCAAGAUUGAAGAAGAGGAGUAUGAGACAAACCCUCAGCCUGAAAGCAGGCCUACAACACAUGUGCCUGCAGAAAACCAUGCAAACAACGAGCCGGCAACAAAGGAACAAACUGAGGAGCAAACCCAGCCUCAAGAAGCUGUGCCUCUGCUGGCUAUAGCGGGUACAAAGCAAGAAAAUGGAGCUAACGAUGAAGACGAAGAUGAAGUUGCUGGGGAAUCCCAGGUUAAGAUGGAAACCGAAGGAGCAGAUGUGAAGCCUAAAGUGGAAGAAAACCCUGUAAAGGCUAAACUGCUGGAUCAUAUGGACCAUGACUUGAAGAUGGAAACAGGUUCUGAAGUAGAGACAAAGCCAACAGCAGAUACUACACAACCAAAAGCUGAAGUUGAAGUUAUGGAACUUGAGUAGUCUCUUUUAGCUUAAAUUGUCCAAUAUUAUCAAUUUCAGGUAUCAUGAAGCAUGUUUAUAGUGGUUUUAGAUUAGAGUUGGACUGCACUGUUGGCCUUGUUGGGUAGAUUUCAGGAUCAUUUUGGCAUUUUGAUUAUUCUUGAUCCUGAAAUCGUUUUGUUGUAUAUCGGGAAAUUGGGCAAUUUGAAUUAGGGGUUUUCUUCCAUAAA
This is a messenger RNA of Amaranthus tricolor (Joseph's coat), 1484 nucleotides long. Its product is annotated as proliferating cell nuclear antigen-like. Gene Ontology annotation, cellular component: PCNA complex. Lineage: Eukaryota; Viridiplantae; Streptophyta; Magnoliopsida; Caryophyllales; Amaranthaceae. Gene Ontology annotation, biological process: leading strand elongation; regulation of DNA replication; translesion synthesis. The record is from RefSeq and is a predicted model, not a curated record. The coding region runs from base 115 to 1275 and encodes 386 amino acids. The transcript is spliced from 4 exons. Gene Ontology annotation, molecular function: DNA polymerase processivity factor activity; DNA binding.